AACGACAGACUCUCACCAGACUUGUGACCAAAGCAUCGAAUACCGGAUCCAAACUCACAGCAUACCCACUCCCGCCAUCCAAUGCAAGAUGCCAGACUUCCCCUUCGAUGACGGCCUGACAAACACAAAACUCAUCCCGGCAAACGUUUUCACCCCACCGCCGAAAAGCCAGCAACAGGGAAGGCGGCAGCGUAAAAAGGCCGAAUGGGAGGAAAAAAACAGACUCCGCGCGGCUCAACGAGCCGCCGAAGGUCUCCCACCGCACGUACCGGAUCGAGAAGUGGAAUUUCUGAAGAAAAAACGGCAACGAGAAACCCAACGGCACCAAUCUCCCCCCACAAUGUCGCAAAGAGAAGGAAAAAAGGCUGAGGCUCUCCAUCAUGAAGAGCAAGCAAACGUCAAAAAGAAGCGAAAAAUCGAGGCUAGUAAUGGUGAAUUUCCAUUGCUGGACGGAGGUGUUCCGAGGCCGGUGAUACAACCCCAUCGAGAGCAAUUGAAAGCUCAAGCGCUUAGACUUAAGCCGCUGAGGGCCAAGUUACCGAUCUGGGAGCACCAGGGUUCUAUUCGAGCUGCGCUGAGAGAGAAGGACGUACUAGUCAUGCUCGGAGAGACUGGCAGCGGGAAGAGCACUCAGAUUGGGCAAUUUCUUAUUAAAGAGAAGUGGAUGGAUCGGCGGAGGGUUUCCAUCGCUUCCGGGAAUGGGGAUGGAAAGGAUAAAGAAGCUAUGGUCGGUGGAUGCAUAGCAAUUACACAACCACGCCGCGUCGCCGCGAUAAACCUUGCUCGGCGGGUAGCGCAGGAAGUGGGUUGCCAUCUCGGGGAUGAAGUCGGGUAUAGCGUUCGCUUCGACAAUAAGAGUUCGGAGAAAACACGGAUUAAAUUUCUCACGGACGGGAUGCUACUACAGGAGAUGUUGCAUGAUCCAUUAUUGAAGAGGUAUUCUGCCGUCGUCGUUGAUGAGGCGCAUGAGAGGACCGUGGGUACGGACCUGGUUAUGGGGUUCUUGAGGGGUUUGGUGUAUGGGGAGCGGAAGGGUCUGAAGGUUGUUGUUAUGAGUGCAACGAUGGAAGUUGACAAGAUAGCGCUGUUCUUUGAGAGGGAGAGAGACGCAGCGUUAGCGUUUAUUAAGGCGAAAGAGGAUAGAAGGAGGGGGAAGAAGAAUGUUGUGGAGGUCAAUGGGAAUGGGGGUGGUAAAGUGGAUGAUGGGAAGUUAUCGAAUGGGAUUGAGAAAGUCGAAGGUAGGAAGAAGAAGAGGAAGAGGGAAAAUGGUGAGGGCGCUCCAAGGAUAAACGGGAACCCGUAUGAUCGAAUGAGUGAUAGAAAGGACUCCUCUCCACCGUUUGUAAAUGGUGAAAGCAAGGGUUCAGGAGAAGGGAGUGGUAGCAGUAAUGGAAACUCUUCUGAAGAUCUUGACACCGACGAUGAGCAGUACGAUGGGACUGUCACUGCUUUCAGAGUUCCCGGGCGACAAUUCCCGGUGGAGAUAUAUCAUACACCGGAGCCGGUUUUGGACUAUGUUGAUGCAGCCUUGAGGACUGUCUUUCAAUUGCAUUAUGAAGAGCCCCUCCCAGGGGAUAUACUCGUAUUCCUAACGGGCCAAGAAGAGAUCGAAGCACUCCAAAAGCAAAUCGAGGACUACGCCCAGAGCAUGGACAAGAAGGUCCCCAAGGUGAGACAUUACCACUUCCGUCGUGAGGCAGUACUCUCUCUGACAUGGCCUAUAGAUCCUCGUCCUACCAUUGUACUCUGCCCUCCCCCCUGGCCUCCAACAGCGAGUCUUCCAACCCGCACAUGAAAAGAACACCCGAAAAGUCAUCCUCUCAACCAACAUUGCGGAAACCUCCGUUACAGUCCCGGGCGUCCGUCACGUGGUCGACUGUGGCAAAGUCAAGACGAAGCAGUACCGGCCAAGAAUCGGUCUCGAGUCAUUGCUUGUAACUCCCAUAUCCAAGUCCUCUGCUCUCCAACGAGCCGGUCGUGCUGGCCGUGAGGCUCCGGGAAAGUGCUAUAGGCUGUAUACCGAACGGGACUUUAUACCGUUAGCAGAUACCACGGUACCGGAGAUUUUGAGGUGCGAUGUUGCGUCUUCGAUACUUGUACUCAAGGCGCGGGGGCAAGAUAAUGUGCUUGCGUUUGAUUACUUGGAUUCGCCGGGGAGGGAGGCACUGGAGAGGGGUCUUGGGCACCUUUGUAUUCUGGGCGCACUUGAUAAUUCGGGGGGGAUUAACGAUUUGGGGCGUAAAAUGGCCAAAUUGCCAUUAGUACCCGCUCUGGCAAGAGUCCUUAUAGCGGCGGCGGAGCCUGAGCUGGAUUGUCUACAUGAAGCUAUUGACAUUAUCGCCGCGCUGUCGGUAGAGAAUAUCUUGCUAACCCCAACCGGCGAUGAGAAGCGUGAGCAAAUGGAAGAAGCACGGAAGGAAUUCGACAGACGGGAGGGAGACCACAUUAUGCUCUUAACACUAGUCCGUGAAUACGAAUCCCAACCGCAGAAAAAGGCCUGGGCGGAGAAACAUUUUGUUUCCCACCGCGCAAUGCAGAACCUCCUUGUACGCCCCCCACACCCCCUCCUCUAGAUCCCAGCUAACUGGGGAAAAAUCUUAGGACGUUCGUAAACAACUAAAGCAAUAUACCAUCCACUUCACACCUUCCUCCCCCUCGCUCACCCCAGCAGCGACGGUGACCCCAGACCUAGCAAGUCGAAUCCUGAAAUGCUUCCUAAAGGGCUUUCUUCACAACACCGCGAGGUUAGUCCAGGACGGGAGUUAUAGGACUGUCGUCGGGAAUCAGGCCGUUGCGAUCCAUCCCUCUAGCGUGCUGUUUGGGAAGAGAGUGGAGGCUAUUGUUUACCAUGAGUUUGUGUAUACCACUAGAGCAUUCGCGCGCGGGGUUUCGGCUGUAGAGAUGGGGUGGAUUGGGGAAGGGUCAGUGUGGGGUGGUUGAGAGUGCGAGGGAGGGGGGGGGAUGGUAAAUAGUCGUUCUGAUCAUUUACUUGUAAUUAUUAUAUCACUGUCACGGGGAAUUGGGAGGUGAGGAGAUAUUCUGGAAAAUAGUAUAUGUAC
Tuber aestivum (summer truffle) is the source of this 3059-nucleotide messenger RNA. The record is from the annotation of a GenBank genome assembly. Lineage: Eukaryota; Fungi; Ascomycota; Pezizomycetes; Pezizales; Tuberaceae.